AUGUUAUCGCGACACGCGCCUUCACCCAAGGCUGUCUCCUCCCUCUCGACCCGCGUCCUCCCGUGCGCCGCCACCUCCCGAGUAUCCUUCUCUCCAGCACAGCAGUCCCGAGGACUUGCCACAAUCCAGGACCCCCCUCCGCCACCCAAGCGGACGCAGUUUGGUGGACUCAAGGACCAGGAUCGUAUUUUCCAGAACUUGUAUGGACACCAUGGAGCCGAUUUGAAGAGUGCGAAGAAAUAUGGAGAUUGGCACAAGACGAAAGAGAUCCUAUUGAAGGGUCAUGAUUGGAUCAUUUCCGAAAUCAAAGCCUCUGGUCUCCGAGGACGCGGUGGUGCUGGAUUCCCUUCCGGGAUGAAAUGGUCAUUCAUGAACUUCAAAGACUGGGACAAGGAUACGAAGCCGAGAUAUCUGGUUGUCAAUGCUGAUGAGGGCGAGCCUGGAACAUGCAAGGACCGAGAAAUCAUGAGGAAGGACCCCCAUAAACUCAUUGAAGGAUGUUUGGUUGCCGGUCGAGCCAUGAACUGCACUGCCGCGUAUAUCUACAUUCGCGGCGAAUUUUACCAUGAAGCGACAGUCCUGCAAAGAGCGAUCCAGGAGGCAUACAAAGAUGGAUUGAUUGGAAAGAAUGCCUGUGAUAGUGGAUACGACUUCGAUGUUUAUAUCCACCGUGGAAUGGGAGCCUACGUCUGUGGCGAGGAAACCUCACUUAUCGAGUCUCUGGAAGGCAAGCCUGGCAAGCCUCGUCUAAAGCCCCCGUUCCCUGCUGCCGUCGGACUUUUCGGAUGUCCAUCAACAGUUGCAAAUGUCGAGACCAUUGCAGUAGCGCCAACGAUUUGCCGAAGAGGAGGUUCGUGGUUCGCUGGAUUUGGACGAGAGCGAAAUGCUGGAACGAAGCUCUUCUGUAUUUCUGGCCACGUCAACAACCCAUGUACCGUGGAGGAAGAGAUGAGUAUCCCAUUGAGGGAGCUUAUUGACAAACACUGUGGCGGCGUUCGUGGUGGGUGGGACAACUUGAAAGCCAUCAUUCCAGGAGGAUCCUCGACUCCAAUCUUACCAAAAACCGUUUGUGAUGAGCAACUCAUGGAUUUCGAUGCCUUGAAGGAUAGUCAGUCUGGUCUUGGUACGGCGGCAGUUAUCGUUAUGGACAAGUCUACUGAUGUCGUUCGCGCUAUCUCAAGAUUAAGUCAUUUCUAUCGACAUGAGUCUUGCGGUCAAUGCACACCUUGCAGAGAAGGUAGCAAGUGGACUGAACAGAUCAUGAAGAGAUUUGAGAAGGGACAAGGACGGGAGCGGGAAAUUGAUAUGUUGCAAGAACUUACCAAACAGGUUGAGGGCCACACCAUUUGCGCUCUCGGCGAAGCCUUUGCCUGGCCCAUCCAAGGACUCAUCAGACAUUUCCGACCAGAAUUAGAAGCACGUAUGAAGGACUUUGCAGAGAAGAAUGGAGGACCAGCCUUGGCUGGAGGGUGGCCGAAUGAUUCUCUUUCACAGGGGAAGCUGAUUGCGCCUGGGCAAUAG
This is a messenger RNA of Lachnellula hyalina, 1521 nucleotides long. RefSeq names its product NADH-ubiquinone oxidoreductase 51 kDa subunit, mitochondrial (gene nuo-51). The transcript is spliced from 4 exons. NCBI's taxonomy places the organism in Eukaryota, Fungi, Ascomycota, Leotiomycetes, Helotiales, Lachnaceae. Bases 1 to 1521 code for a protein of 506 amino acids. Gene Ontology annotation, molecular function: NAD binding; FMN binding; 4 iron, 4 sulfur cluster binding. The record is from RefSeq and is a predicted model, not a curated record.